CUGUCCAGCCUGCCGGUUGCUAGGAGGCGGGACGCCGGCUCGGCCAAGGGUGCGGGCGCCUGGGCGUCUCCUCCCGGGGCCUGGCCCUGGUGAGGGCAGCGCGGCCGCUCGGUCCUGCGCGCGGCGAUGGAGCCCGGGAAGAGAAGAACCAAAGAUGAUACUUGGAAAGAAGAUGAGCUCAGAAAACACCUUUGGGCCGCUCCAUCAGCCAGUCCCACGGAAGCGACGAGGCCCAGAGCCGGGAAGCCGCGGAGGGAGUCGGAGGCGGACCGGUCGGACCGCAAAGAGCGCAGAGCCGGCGCCCCAGCCCGUGACGCCGAGUACCGAGAGAGCGCGGCCGAGAGGGACGGCCAGGCUGCCAGGGAGCGCGCCCGCGGGGCCGGGGACACGGACAGGCCGCGGGACAGCAGGAGGGACACGGGCCGGCCAAAGGAGAAACACCGGGCGCGGGGCGCGGAGAAGCCCCACGGCCGGGGGAAGGAGCGCGAGAGCGGCCGGGCGCGGCCAGAGGAGCUGAGGCAGGUGGCCGCGCACCCCAGCCUGCUGGGCCACGACCGCGACCGGCCCGAGCGCCGGCGGGCAGUAAGUAAAGCAAGAAUUGCAGAGGGGGAACGGAGAGAUGAAGACUCUGAGAGAGGAGAUGAGGAGAGAGAAAGAAGAUACCGAGAAAGAAAGUUGCAGUAUGGUGACAGCAAAGACAAUCCUCUCAAGUAUUGGCUCUAUAAAGAAGAAGGUGAAAGACGACACAGGAAGCAGAAAGAGCCAGACAGAGAGAAGAAACAUCGAGAAAAAAGCAGCACAAGGGAGAAAAGAGAGAAGUAUUCGAAAGCAAAAAGCCACUCAUUCUCUGACAAGGAAGGGGCAGAACGGCGUAAAGAACAACGCCAUAAGGAAGGCUUCCGCGUGGACGAGGAGGAGGAGCAGCACAGGAGGGGCGAGGCCAAGGUACCGCUUCCGGGCGCGUCCAGCUCCCAAGAGAAAGGCACAUCUGAGCGCAGCCAGGCGAUGGGCUUGUUGCCUAAAGGUAGUGACCGUGGUGAAAACGUGCGUCAGAAUGGUGAACGCAGAAAUCGAGGUGCAAGUUCGAAGACAGAUGGGACUGGAAGCCAGCAUGCAGAGAAUUUAGAGAGGAAUAAUGGGAAAGAUAAAGACUCCAGAAGGAAGCAUGGCCGCGAAGAGGGCCCCUCGGCGUGGAAGCUGGCCCGGAGGCAAGGGAGUGAAGAGGCCUUGGAAAUUGAAAAGGAAGACAUUGAUUUAGAAAAUGCUGGAGCUGAUGAAUAUGCAGCCAGUUUUGAAGCUGAUUUUGAAGACUACGAGGGUGACUUUGAGGUCUGUGACGGUGACAGUGACGAUGUUGCACAUGAGCCUGAAUCAGGAGAGACAGCGGGACAGCUUCCUCUGGCCCGAAGGAGGGAGAUACAGGAAGUUCAGAAGGCCAUCCACGCAGAAAACGAGCGGGUCGGCGAGCUGUUCUCGAAGCUGUUUGAGAAGCGAGGCCGGACGGAGCGUGGCAGGGGGCCGGGGCCGGCUGCAGACGUUUCCCCCUCCGAAACCCCUGCUUGUGGGAUUUUCCUGGACUUUGCGACAGCCUCACGCCGCCAGAAGAGUCGGACUCAGGCCCUUAAGCAAAAGACACGCAGCACAAAGCUGCUCCGGCUUAUCGACCUGGACUUCUCCUUCACCUUCUCCCUCCUGGACCUCCCACCAGUGAACGAGUAUGACAUGUACAUCAGAAACUUCGGGAAAAAAAACACCAAGCAGGCCUAUGUUCAGUAUAAUGAAGAUAACAUGGACAGGGACGUCCAGACUGAAGAGGUUGAGACUCAGGAAGUGUGGACCCAGCACCCGGGGGAAGGCGCGGCUGUGUCUGGGGGGAGUGAGCAGAGUGGCCCCCUUGAUGCCGCCGCCGUCGUCCCGAAGGUCAACACGCCCCGCCUGUGCAGCUUCCUCCGGGCCGCCUGCCAGGUGAUUGCGGUUCUGCUUGAAGAGGAUCGGGUGGCGUUGGAGCCCAUCUGGACACCCCGGGCGCAGGACUGCACCCUGCGUUUCAGCGAUAGCUCCGCGCAGCUGAACACCAGCUUGCCGUUCCUUCAAAACCGGAGAGUAUCCUACCUGCACGCCUCUCAGGUUCAGAGGCGGAUGGUGGUGUCUGUGCACGGGCGAGCUGGGAAAGCCUUCGCGCCCCUGCUGGAUGGCAGAUACGUGCUCUGCGUGUGGGACAUCUGGCAGCCGUCGGGGCCCCAGAAGGUCCUGAUAUGCGAGUCGAAGGUCACGUGCUGCUGCUUUAGCCCCUUGAAAGCCUUCUUGCUGUUUGCUGGGACCGUGCACGGCUCGGUGGUCGUGUGGGAUCUGAGGGAAGAUGCCAGGCUCCAUCGUUACGUGAAGCUGAGCGGGUGCUUCUGGACGUUCAGGACCGCAACCUUUUCCACCGACGGUGUCCUGAUGUCUGUAAACCACCGCAGUCCCCUCCAGGCAAUAGAACCCAUCGCAGGGUCUGUCUGCAAAAGACAGAGCUGUGUGCUUUCACCUUUUUCUACCCAAGAAGAGCCAGCAGGCCUAUCCUUCCACGUCGCUUCCUUGGAUGAGAGUGGGGUUCUCAACGUGUGGGUGGUGGUUGAAUUAGCAAAGGCAGAUACUGCAGGUGCAAUAAGUGACUUAGGUUUACUGCCUGGAGGGAGGAUAAAGUUGGUGCACAGCGCCGCGAUUCAGCUGAGUGACAGCGUUUCCCAUAAAGGUUAUGAAUUUUGGGGGUCCACACAAACACUGAACGUUAAAUUUCUGCCUUCAGACCCUAAUCACUUUGUUGUUGGCACAGACAUGGGCCUCAUCAGCCAUGGCACCAGACAAGACGUGAGAGUCUCUCCCAGGUUGUUCAGGCCCCAGCAGCAGGGCGUGAGGCCGGUGAAGCAUCUGCUGGGAUCUGCAGCACUUGGGUCCGGUCUCCUGAAGUCCCAUCCGUGUGUUCAGCACAGCUCAUUCUGUGAGGCUGUCGUCUGGAUCUUCUUCAGAUGUUUUAUUCUGACGUCAUUUUCGUCUUGUAGACAAGUUACAAGGACGGCACAGAGCAUUCCCCCUCGCCCCGCACCAUCCUGAGCGCGCAGUGACACACUUGCCGGGCCAGGACGCCCCACCCCAGGGGCUGGGUGUUGGUCUCCUGUAGUCCAGGCCAGCCCCAGUCAGUCCUGCUCUCUGCGGGUCUGAGUGCAAGCCCACGACUGUCCCGACAGCGUCCUUUGUGAGCAGCCACGAGCGGCCCAGGCCACGCGUCCCGUUCAGUCACCGUGGCUCCUCAUUGCCUCACCUGGGACCGGCCUCAGCACCACACAGAGGGCCUGGGCAUCCUUUCCUGACCCUGGGCCCCUCCCUGUCUGACCGGCCGGCCUCGGGGAGACGCACAGACCCUGAGCUGCUGCUGCAUCUCACGCCCCGUGCCAGCCACCAGGCGGGUUCUACGGCCCUGUCGUGAAUUCCGCGGCAGCUGUCGCUGGGCGGAAGACUGCCUUUCCUCCUUCGUGUGUAUUUCUUGUCUAAACGGGGACACAAGGCUUUUCGCUGUCCUCAGUGCGUCUCAGAUUCGCUGCCUGCAUUUAUUCCGCUGCUCAGAGGCUCCCCCCGGGGGAAAGGGUUCCUGGAGGUGGUUCUGACUCGUUCCAGGAGCCCCUCUUUGCUUUCUGGCACAGGAACCUCGGGAUCAGCCAUUUCUCCAAGGAGUCCUGGCUCCUGUUAGGAGAAAAACACCAAGAAACCAGGACCUGGGCAGUCAGAAGUGCUUGUGUACAGGACAGGACAUCGAGAUCUCCUCUGGUCUCCAUCUACUCACCACCCACCUGGCGUCACAUGCACACCCUAGUCCCGGGCUGGCCCAGGGUCCCCUCCACCCUCCCGACAGUGGGCACCUGGCUCUAUUUUGCAUAAAUCUGUUCCUUUACUUUAGAAGCUUUCGUGAUUGCUAUAUCUU
Molecule: messenger RNA, 3958 nt
Organism: Physeter macrocephalus (sperm whale)
Lineage: Eukaryota; Metazoa; Chordata; Mammalia; Artiodactyla; Physeteridae
Gene: DYNC2I1
Product: dynein 2 intermediate chain 1
Exons: 24
Coding region: 127-3093 (988 amino acids)
Biological process (GO): intraciliary transport
Cellular component (GO): cytoplasmic dynein complex
Molecular function (GO): dynein light chain binding; dynein heavy chain binding
Source: RefSeq, a predicted model, not a curated record